Messenger RNA from Drosophila arizonae, 2110 nucleotides. RefSeq names its product reticulon (gene Rtnl1). Lineage: Eukaryota; Metazoa; Arthropoda; Insecta; Diptera; Drosophilidae. Gene Ontology annotation, cellular component: endoplasmic reticulum membrane; axon. The record is from RefSeq and is a predicted model, not a curated record.
AGAAGUUGCUGUGCACGUUUAACGCAUUAUAAGACAAAUUAAAUUUUAAGUAGAACGGUCGAAACGUUGCAAACGAAACUAAACUCAAAAUCUCUAACAGACAUUUAAAUACUAGAAAUAAAUAAAUUCAACGAAACUWAAAGGCGAAAGAGCGACUAUUAGGCCGGUCGACUGCGUGCGUAAGCGUCCGUGUGCGUGUGUGUAUGCGAACCCAUUCAUAUAUGUGUGUGAGAGUGUAAGCCAUAAUCCAAUCAGCAUAAAGGAUACCAAAGCUGCAAUUGCUAACAGCAACAACAAAAACAAUCUUAAGCAAGAGGAGAUUAAUUGCAUUGUAAAAUGGACUUCAAUUUUGCGGAUCUGAAGAAGGAGGCGGCCAAUACGGCUGAGGACAUUUUCAAUGCAGCCAGCAAGCAGGUCAGCAAUACCUACGAUGAUUUGCUCGGCGACGUUAACGUCGGCAGCGGCAGCGCCAACGUCAGCGGCGAAGGUGUGCAGGACGAUAAUGCCCAUACCGAAAAGUAUUUUGCCAAUGAGCAAAAGAAUCUGGAUUUCGGUGAUCCACAGGCAUUCGUGCAGCGCAUGUCCGCCGGGGCGAAGGAGGCGCAGGAGCAGCUGGAUGCAAAGUUUGCACAGAAAGCGGAUGAUUUUGGAGACUUCCUAAAGCAGGGUGUGAAGGAUGUCAAGCAGAAUGUGGGCGAGUUGACUAGCGACUUUAUGAAUGUUGAGCGCGGAAUGUUCGGAGAUGCUAACAAAGUGGCUCCUCCUUCAGCUCCCGCUGCAGCACCUGCGCCAGUUGCAGCUGCUGCUGCACCUGUCAAGCCUCUCCACGAUCAGGAGGAGGAUUUGCUGGGCUUCAAGCCAGUAACCACUGCUCCCUUGCAGCCCUUUGAGCCAACUGCGCCCUCAGCUCACGACCAGUUUUAUGAUGAUGACGACGAUGACUUCCUAAUCAAACCAACUCCAGCUGCUGCUCCAGUUGCUCCUGUGGCUCCAGCGCCAGCUCCAACUCCUGCUGUGGCCAACAAGGAUUCGGAUACAGAUUCACCCUCUGUCUCGUAUACUCCUUCGCCGGCUAAGAAGCCCAUUGCCGAUGCUCUCAAGGAGCAGGACAACGAGAAAUUCAUCUCUUCCGAGGAUCUGCUCAGUGAUUUCAAGGAUGUAGCAGCUACCGCAGCAGUUCCGGCUCCAGCCGCAGUUCCGAUUCCGUCUUCUACUCCUGCUUUGAUUACCGAUUUGGAUGAUGACGAUUUUGUUGCUAAGCCGGAGGCCAAGGUCGAGCCUCCGAAAGUGGUGCCACCAAAGGUAGACCCGCCCAAGGUGGUGCCGCCCAAGGUGGAGCCAGCCAAGCCGGAGCCAGCCAAGCAGCAGCCACCUCAAAAGCAACAGCAACAACAACAACCAAAAAUCGUAUCUGUGGAGGAAAUCUUUUACAAGUACGGACUUGAUGCCUGGUUCAAGCCCGAACGUUUGCACCCGCUAGUCGAAUCGCUGAUCUAUUGGCGCGAUGUGAAAAUGUCGGGAAUUGUAUUCGGCGCCGGCCUCAUCACCCUGGUGGCCAUCUCCUGCUUCUCGGUGAUCAGCGUCUUUGCCUAUUUGUCGCUGCUCACUCUGAUUGGAACCGUCGCCUUCAGAAUCUACAAAUCUGUGACACAGGCGGUGCAAAAGACAAACGAUGGACACCCCUUCAAAGAAUAUCUGGAACUGGAUCUGACGCUCUCGCAGGAGAAGGUGCAGCACAUUGCGGGCGUGGCUGUGGCUCAUAUAAAUGGCUUCACGGCCGAGCUGAGGCGCUUGUUUUUGGUUGAGGAUAUCAUUGAUUCGAUUAAAUUUGGAGUUAUUCUGUGGGUAUUCACCUACAUUGGAGCUUGGUUCAACGGCAUGACGCUGGUCAUACUAGCCUUCGUCUCGCUGUUUACCUUGCCCAAGGUCUAUGAGAAUAACAAACAAUCGAUCGAUACCUAUUUGGAUCUGGUGCGCAACAAGUUGACAGAGAUUACCGACAAAAUCCGGGUAGCUCUGCCCAUUGGCAACAAGAAGCCAGUCGCCGCCGCCGAGUCGGAAAAGGACAAAUAGAAAGCAAAUAAUAAUAGCAACAACAACAACAACAACA